This is a messenger RNA of Argiope bruennichi, 1382 nucleotides long. RefSeq names its product GTP-binding protein 10-like. Bases 188 to 1297 code for a protein of 369 amino acids. Lineage: Eukaryota; Metazoa; Arthropoda; Arachnida; Araneae; Araneidae. The record is from RefSeq and is a predicted model, not a curated record. Gene Ontology annotation, cellular component: mitochondrion. Gene Ontology annotation, molecular function: magnesium ion binding; GTP binding; GTPase activity. The transcript has 9 exons.
GUGGCAUCAAUACAUUACAUUCACAUUCGAAAAUGCUGUUUAUUUAUUUAUUUAUUUAUUUUUGCUGUAUAAAUGAAGAUUUUGUGAUAUUCGAGUUUUGAUUUUUGUGAACCCGGCAUAAGCUAAGAAUCCGUCCAGGAGCACACGCCGGAAAACAAACCUCAUUCCUUCCUAUAAAUGAAGAAGCAUGGUUCGAUUAACUGGGGCCGUAUUGAAGGCACCUAGGAAAUUUAUUGAUAGUGUUAGAAUAACUGCUCGUGGAGGUCGAGGUGGGAAUGGAAUCCCCAAAUAUGGUGGUAUUGGUGGAAAAGGGGGAGAUGUCUUCUUGGAGGCUACUGAAAAUUAUUCCUUAUUGAAAUUGAAAAGAGAGUUUCCUACUCAGCGAUUUAUCGGAGGAACUGGUGGAAACAGCAAGAGAUUUCAAAUAUUAGGAAGUCCUGGAGAAGUUGUUUCAAUCAAGUGUCCUCCUGGUGUCACUGCAGUUGCUGAUAAUUGUGUCAUUGGUGAGUUGAAUCGUGUUGGCGAAAAGCUUCUUCUUGCACGAGGUGGUUGUGGAGGUGGACCACAAAAUGGUUUUAUUGGUCAGAAAGGGCAGCAUGUUCCUCUUACACUAGAUCUGAAACUUCUUGCUGAUGUGGGAUUUGUUGGGUAUCCAAAUGCUGGUAAAUCUACAUUAUUACAAGCUUUAUCAAAUGCAAAGCCAAAAAUAGCAAAUUAUCCAUUUACAACUAUUGCACCAAACAUUGGAAUUUUGUCAUAUGAUGAUUUCAGAAAGAUAACUGCUGCUGAUCUGCCUGGUCUGAUAGAAGGUGCCCAUUUAAAUUAUGGAAUGGGUCACAAAUUUUUGAAACAUUGUUUGCGCACAAAGAUUCUUCUUUUUGUUGUGGAUAUAAAUGGUUUUAGAUUAAAUCCAGACACUCCUCACAGAACUCCUUUUGAAACUGUCAUGCUCUUGAAUAAAGAAUUAGAAUUAUAUGAUGAAGAACUUGUGUUGAAACCUGCUCUUUUGGCUGUAAAUAAAAUAGAUAUGGAUGAAGAAGAGCAAAAUUUUCAAAAAUUGAAGGAAGAAUUGAAAUUUUGUAAAAGUAAUGUUGAACAGCUUCCUGAUGAAAUCAGACCAACUACUGUUAUGAAUUUUGAUGCUGUUGUAUCCAUAUCUGCAAAAGAAGGAAUCAAUAUACCAAUUUUAAAACAAAAAAUUAGAACUCUCAUAGAUAUACACCAAGACAAUAAAAAAAUCAGAUAUCUAGAGAACACAUCUUCUGAACAGAGAGACAUGGAAGUUAUAUAUGCUUAAAAUCACACAUUUUAUAAAUGUGAACCUUGUAUUAUAUAUAAUUUUGUAAAGAAAAUUUUAAAUAUAUAUUAAAUGAAAAACAAAU